ACGUUCUACGUUUUCAUUUCGUUCCGAAGCGUCCACGUCUCGAUGGGUGGAGUGAGCUUCUCUUAUGCACACGUAGACUAAACCAGUACAUCAGAUCACACGUCAACUGAUCACAAGCCUCCUAGAUCUGUUUCGCUCCGAUUUUUCUUCUUUUUCUUUAAUAAAACAACAACAGAAGAUGGUGGCCAAACAGAGGAUUCGCAUGGCGAAUGAGAAACACAGCAAGAACAUCACUCAGAGAGGCAAUGUGUCCAAAUCUACGAGAGGCUCUCAAGAAGAGAAGGCAGUGGUGGGACCGUGGCUUCUUGCCUUGUUCGUCUUUGUAGUAUGUGGAUCAGCAAUAUUCCAGAUCAUUCAGAGCAUCAGGAUGGGAAUGUGAGCGUUGUACAUCAGUUUGUUCUCUUCUCCCAGCUUUCCUGAAGAUUGCUUGAUCAUUCCUCUUUUUUUAUUUAAUCUUUAAAUUUCACCACAACACAACAGUCUCUUGUGCCUUACUCAAAAGCUGGAGGAACAUUAUCUUCUGAAACAUUCCAAUGUGGGACUUCUGUCAUUAUUGCUGCUCAAUCCAAGGCAAUAAACUCAAACUCAAAUUACUGUUUGAACUUUUUCUGUGGAAAAAAAAAAAAAACACGUUUGUUUAAAUGAAAUGUUGCAUUGAAUUUUCUAUGUUGUAGGUUUUGGACCAGUUCAUGUUAAUUGUUAACAUUAUUUGGUACUAUGCACCUUUAUUGGAUUUUCCUCUACAUUUAGAGCUGAAUUUGUGUUCUUUGACUGUUCGUUCAAGGAAAUGAAGGUCCACAUAUUCAGUUGUAUGUGUAGAGAACAUGAAAAAUAAUAAAAAAGACUUUUAAAAUGUC
Messenger RNA from Onychostoma macrolepis, 857 nucleotides. RefSeq names its product stress-associated endoplasmic reticulum protein 1 (gene serp1). The record is from RefSeq and is a predicted model, not a curated record. The transcript has 3 exons. The coding region runs from base 179 to 379 and encodes 66 amino acids. Gene Ontology annotation, biological process: endoplasmic reticulum unfolded protein response. Gene Ontology annotation, cellular component: endoplasmic reticulum. Lineage: Eukaryota; Metazoa; Chordata; Actinopteri; Cypriniformes; Cyprinidae.